AAGACAAAUAGGAAAAGGGAGAGAGGAAGACUAUCCCAGGGUGGUGUAAGUACUCUCCCACCCCCUUCCUUUCCUCGGUAGUCGUCCUCCCUCCAGUGUGUCCCUGGGGUCCAGACAGGGGAGGGUCUAGGCAAAGGCACGGGAACAGGAUCACAUGCCCUAGCGUCCGGUCCUAGGGCACACACAGGCAGAAGGCGGCUCGCGGUUUGUCCAUUCUCCUCCAUCUCUCCUCUCCUUGGCUUUUGUGUUGGUGCCUCGGAGCUGCAAGGAGGGUGCGCUGGAGGAGGAGGGGGCCUAGGGUGAGAGGCACCCCCUUCACGCGCGCGCGCACACACGUUGCCGGCGCACGCACACACGGGCGGACACACACUCACAGACACGCACACACACGCACAAAGCUCGCUCGUCUCGAGCGCACUAACGUGGCCCUUUCUUUGUGUGGAGCCCUCGAGGGGGGUUGGGGCCCCAGUCCGGUCCCGGGAAAUGGCGCAGCCCAUCCUGGGCCAUGGGAACCUGCAGCCCGCUUCAGCCUCUGGCCUAGCAUCCUUGGAGCUCGACUCAUCGCUGGACCAGUACGUGCAGAUUCGCAUCUUCAAAAUCAUCGUGAUUGGGGACUCCAACGUGGGCAAGACCUGCCUGACCUUCCGUUUCUGUGGGGGAACCUUCCCAGACAAGACUGAAGCCACCAUCGGUGUGGAUUUCAGGGAGAAAACCGUGGAAAUCGAGGGCGAGAAGAUCAAGGUUCAGGUGUGGGACACAGCAGGUCAGGAACGCUUUCGUAAAAGCAUGGUUGAGCAUUACUACCGCAAUGUGCAUGCAGUGGUCUUUGUCUAUGAUGUCACCAAGAUGACCUCCUUCACCAACCUCAAAAUGUGGAUCCAAGAAUGCAAUGGGCAUGCUGUGCCCCCACUAGUUCCGAAGGUGCUUGUGGGCAACAAGUGUGACUUGAGGGAACAGAUUCAGGUGCCCUCCAACCUAGCCCUGAAAUUUGCUGAUGCCCACAACAUGCUCUUGUUUGAGACAUCAGCCAAGGACCCCAAAGAGAGCCAGAACGUGGAGUCAAUUUUCAUGUGCCUGGCUUGCCGAUUGAAGGCCCAGAAAUCUCUGUUGUAUCGAGAUGCUGAGAGGCAGCAGGGGAAGGUGCAGAAACUGGAGUUCCCACAGGAAGCUAACAGUAAAGCUUCCUGUCCUUGUUGAAACCAAAUGUUGUAAAUACAAAUUAUCACUGGAGUUUUUUCUUUCCCUUUUAAUGUGCCUGCAUAAUGCUGACACCUGCUUGUUUCCAUACAAAUUGAUAUCAAAAUAAAAUUUGUAUAGAUUA
Molecule: messenger RNA, 1321 nt
Organism: Marmota monax (woodchuck)
Lineage: Eukaryota; Metazoa; Chordata; Mammalia; Rodentia; Sciuridae
Gene: Rab33a
Product: RAB33A, member RAS oncogene family
Exons: 2
Coding region: 484-1197 (237 amino acids)
Biological process (GO): Rab protein signal transduction
Cellular component (GO): endosome; Golgi apparatus
Molecular function (GO): GTP binding; GTPase activity
Source: RefSeq, a predicted model, not a curated record